AUGGCGGAGUUUCAGCGGCUGGGAAUCCGCAAGUUUCCCAAAGUUUCUAAAAGUCAAACAAGCGAAACGAGAUAUUGGAGAAAACUCAGCUUUCCGAUUGUUGUCAAAGAAUAUGGUGCUGUUAGCCACGUGGAUUUCUGUCGUAACAAGCCACAUGAUUUUGUCGCUACUAGUUCAUCCCGUAUCCAGAUUUACAGUUCCAAUACACACCAAGUGAAAAAGUCAUUUUCAAAGUUUAAGAACAAAGUUCACUGUGGCAGUUUUAGGAAUGAUGGACAGUUACUAAUUGCAGGAAUAGAGAAUGGCUCAGUACAGCUUUUUGAUGUCAACACACGCUCUGUUUUAAGAGAAUUUAGGCAACACACUGGCUCUGUUCAGGUUACCAAGUUUUUGUUGGAUAACUUGCAUGCCAUGUCUGGAUCAGAUGACAACUCUGUCAUGUGUUGGGACAUAGCAACAGGUCAAAAUCUCAUCACAUUCAACGAACAUCAGGAUUAUGUACGGUGUGGUGUUGUUAGCCAAACCAAUAAAGACAUCUUCAUAACAGGUUCCUAUGACCAUUGUCUAAAGGUCUGGGACAAACGUAGGCAAGGGAGUGUUUUAUCCAUGGACCAUGGACACCCAGUGGAAUGUGUGCAGAUCUUUCCGACAGGUGGAAUUUGUAUCUCCGCAGGAAGUAACAUAAUCAAAGUCUGGGACAUAUUAGGAGGUGGCAGACUGCUAGCAGGGUUUUCAAACCAUCAAAAAACAAUAACAUCUAUUUGCUUUGAUGGAGAACACCAGCAUCUUUUAUCUGGGUCACUUGACAGGCACGUUAAAAUCUAUGAUGUCCGAGAUUAUACAAUCGUUCACAACAUGGAUUAUCCUUCACCCAUUCUUAGUCUUGCAGUCUCACCUGAUGAUACACAUGUUGUGACUGGUAUGACAAAUGGAUUCCUCUCCAUUAAGUAUCGAUUGAAACAAACAGCUGAAGACCAGGUUCCAACAACUAAGAAGCUUACUGCUGGAACAUAUCGUUACUUUGUGCGUGGCAAAAAUUUCAAGCCACAGGAGGAUGACUUUGUUGUCUCAGCACCCAGGAAGCACAAGUUGAAGGAACAUGAUCAGUUAUUAAAGAAGUUUGAAUAUUCUAAGGCCCUUGAUUCAGUACUACGAAAGCCUGCCUUUGGUCGUGCUCCUCUCCUUGCCAGUCUUCUUCAAGAGUUGAUUCGGAGAAGGGGCCUGAGGAGAGCUUUGGCUGGAAAGGAUGAAGAUGGCCUGGUCCCCAUUUUAGAGUUCCUCAUAAGAUACAUCAGCAAUCCCCGGUAUACCGUCCUACUCACUGAUGUGGCAAAUACAGUCCUUGAUAUCUAUGGACCUGUAUUUGGACAGUCUGAAAAAGUUGACCAGCUAUUCACCAAGUUACGCAACAAGAUUGGUGCUGAGAUAGACUUUCAACAGAAAGGAUUUGAGUUACUUGGUAGUUUGGAUACUUUGUUUGCUACCACAAUGGCAUCAACAGCACCAAGUUCUGGCUAAUGAAUAACACCCAUGGGCUGGUGUGUGUAUUAUUGUGGAAGAUUGCAGCUUUUUGCACAGUCAAUGUCAAUGACAAAAAGUGCCAGAUCAAGACCCAAGUUGGCAAACUUUACUCUGGAAGUCUUAUUCACCAAAACCCAAAGUCUGAGCCAUGAUCAAACCAAGUGAAACAGUUGGUGAACAGGGAUUUUUUGCCUUGAAAAUAGUGCAAGCCACAGAUUACAGGAAAAUAACAAGGACUUGGAAGAGAGGAAAAACAAAUGAAGCAAAGUGAAAAUAAUAUUGAGGAGAAGGGAAAUAAGUGGACUUGAGUUUCAAAUAUAUGUGGUUUAUAAGAGCCAUUUAAGAACAGAGCAGUUUUGUUUACAACAGAACUACUUGAACUUGGUCAUUUGAACAACCCAUAAUGCUGAAGGAUACAAACUAUGCAAGUUUCUAGUGUAAUAUUUUGGAGUAAAUCGAUAAUGGUGAUGAUUUGCCACCUAGGAUGGGUUAAAUUUGUAGAGUAAAACCUUCCACUUAGUGGGCUGCAUUGUAAGUGUAUUAAUUCUUGAUGGACCAGUAGAGCAUACUGUAGUUCAGACUAGCCACAUAACAACAAAACCAUAACGACAUAAGGAGGAUGUUUUGUCGUUAUGUUUGCAAAGUGAACAUCCUGACUUAAUAGCAACAUAGCAACAUGAACAUAACAUAAGGAAAAAACCUGAUUUUUUCCUUGUUUUCAUGUCGAUGUUCACAUUGCUGACAUACUGUAAAUCCUCAAAUUAGUGCCCC
Orbicella faveolata is the source of this 2292-nucleotide messenger RNA. RefSeq names its product U3 small nucleolar RNA-associated protein 15 homolog. NCBI's taxonomy places the organism in Eukaryota, Metazoa, Cnidaria, Anthozoa, Scleractinia, Merulinidae. Gene Ontology annotation, molecular function: protein binding. The record is from RefSeq and is a predicted model, not a curated record. Gene Ontology annotation, cellular component: nucleolus. Gene Ontology annotation, biological process: positive regulation of transcription by RNA polymerase I; rRNA processing.